This is a messenger RNA of Kockovaella imperatae, 894 nucleotides long. Its product is annotated as acyl-CoA N-acyltransferase. The transcript is spliced from 6 exons. NCBI's taxonomy places the organism in Eukaryota, Fungi, Basidiomycota, Tremellomycetes, Tremellales, Cuniculitremaceae. The record is from RefSeq and is a predicted model, not a curated record. The coding region runs from base 102 to 794 and encodes 230 amino acids. Gene Ontology annotation, cellular component: nucleus. Gene Ontology annotation, molecular function: histone H4 acetyltransferase activity; histone H2A acetyltransferase activity; protein N-terminal-serine acetyltransferase activity.
UCCGCUCCUGACAUGGUCCACGUUCGACCGAAGGACUUAAAUCCUUUAGGCUUCGAUGAAGGAUCUGGCACCUGACUUACCGAAGGGGAUCCAAGCCGGAGAUGCUUCCCCAAUACUCUCCCUUGUUUCUAGCUCAGAGCUCGCUUCGUCGUCCAAAGAUACCAUAUACGAUUUAUACGACAGCAAUAUAUCGAAUAUGUGAGCUAAGGGAUGGCAUCACAUCAACUCGAUCUUCCGUGACGUACAGCAGGGCCGAGAAGCGUGGAGAACUAUUCCAUGCCGAUUCUCGGUUCUUGAUCCUCAGCACAUCACCACCUUACCCCGGCAGUAAUGAUGAUCCAUCGCCGCGCAUGCCUGGAUCUUUACCGCCGGACAAAGGUAAAGGCAAGGCUCGAGCGACAGGUGUGAACAUAUCCCCUAGUGAAUUGUAUGGAUUCUGUAUGUUUCGUUUCGAUACGGAGGAAACAUUGACCGAGGACGACGUCGAGGUGAUUUAUUGCUACGAAAUUCAAUUGUCCUCCAGAGCCCGUGGUAAAGGUCUCGGGACUAUCUUGAUGCGUCAUUUGGAAGAUAUAGGCAGGCAGCAAGGCAUGGCCAAGGCAAUGUUGACGUGCCUGAAGAGAAAUACAGCAGCGUUAUCCUUUUAUGCUAAGCAAGGAUAUAUGCCCGACGAGAUCGACCCGACGAACAUGGCUGAAUCAGACGAAUGGCAAGAAGUCGAUUCAGAUGGAGAAAUUGCGCCGAUCCCUGAGAUCGACUAUUGCAUCCUGAGCAAGCAUCUACAUGCAUCUUGAGGUCAUGGGUAGCAGCUAGGGGCCUCCACUAUAAGAGAUGCAGCUAUUUGUUUGAAGCGGACAGAAGCACAUUCUCAAUCGUCUCACCGCUAACGGCAGU